AUGCUAAGAUACAAGCUGCAGAUACUUGGUCUCAGCGAAGUGCGCAGAAACGGAUUUGGAGAAUUACGAAUGUCUGGAGGCCUUACAUUUCUUUACUCAGGGAAGGAAGACGAAGAAGGAGCACGUGAGAACGGAGUUGGAUUCCUCCUUUCUGACACCGCGAAGAAGAGCCUCCUGGACUGGAAACCUAUCUCAGAGCGAAUCAUCACAGCUCGGUUUAACAGUAGGGCCCGCAAGAUAACCGUCAUUCAGUGUUACGCGCCUACAAACUUGGCGUCAGAGGAGGACAAGGACGAUUUCUAUAGUGCACUCAAUCUGACUAUAAAGAACAUUCGCAAACAAGACAUAGUGAUCGUCAUGGGGGACCUGAAUGCCAAGGUUGGCACGGAAAACGUCGGCUGUCAAAGACACAUGGGCACACACGGGCUGGGAGGCCGCAACGAUAAUGGAGAGAGAUUCCUGGAGUUCUGCCAGGACAACGAUCUUACCAUCGGGGGGACAUUAUUUAUACAUGGUGAUCACCACAAGUACACUUGGAAUUCACCCGAUGGAGUCACCAAGAAUCAAAUCGACCACCUUGCUAUCAGCGCCAAAUGGCGCUCAUCACUGCUUGAUGUCCGCAACCGUCGUGGCGCGGAUAUCGAUAGCGAUCACCACCUUCUAGUUGCCAAGGUACGACUCAAAGUAGCUGUAGCUCGGCCCACAAACACCACUACCAAGGUUGGGAAACGAUUUGAGAUCAACAAACUACAGGACCCAGUCGUAGGUGAGGCCUUUAGGUUAUCACUACGAAAUCGCUUCUCCGCCCUUGAAGCGGACCAUUCAUCUGUCAACGCGGAGUGGAACUACAUCAAAAUGGCCUACACAGAGACCAGCUCCGUCGUUCUUGGUUACAAACGCCAUGGACGCGAGGACUGGAUGUCACAGAGAACUUGGAAUCUCAUUGAGGAGAGGCGCAAGUCUCACCUUCAAAUUCUGGCAACUAUCGAUGAGGCAGUGCGCGAAGACCUGAGGGUGCAAUAUAGGCGCAUACGCAAAUCCAUAUACCGCAGUGCUCGCCACGAUCGGCGAGUGUGGGCGGAAAAUGUGGCGGAUUGCGCCCAACGCGCUGCCAACUCCGGUAAUCUCAGAGAGAUGUACAAGGCGACGAGGAUCUUGACCGGAAAACGGGCCUUGAAGAAGAAGCCCCUGAAGGACAAAAGGGGUGAACUGAUUGCUACAUCGGAGGGACAGCUCCAACGGUGGCGUGAACAUUUUGAGGAAAUUUUCCAAGUCUCAAAUAGCCCCAUAACACCAACCACAGCUGCCAACCUGCCCGCUGUAAGCCUCGAUAUCGACGAGUCUCCCCCACUGAAGAGGAAGUAG
Molecule: messenger RNA, 1365 nt
Organism: Danaus plexippus (monarch butterfly)
Lineage: Eukaryota; Metazoa; Arthropoda; Insecta; Lepidoptera; Nymphalidae
Product: craniofacial development protein 2-like
Exons: 1
Coding region: 1-1365 (454 amino acids)
Biological process (GO): chromatin remodeling
Cellular component (GO): nucleus
Source: RefSeq, a predicted model, not a curated record